This is a messenger RNA of Drosophila virilis, 674 nucleotides long. The record is from RefSeq and is a predicted model, not a curated record. NCBI's taxonomy places the organism in Eukaryota, Metazoa, Arthropoda, Insecta, Diptera, Drosophilidae.
UCUCUACACAUUGUCAAGUAUUUCUCAUAAAUCACAAUUCUCUACAAAUUGAUUUCGAAAUUUCUUUCCAAAAAUGUUUCACAACGUAAUGUGCGCCUCCGGCCGGGCUGUGCUGCCCGCCGAACUGAACUGUUUCAGCGAAUUGGCGCACACUCAUCGUUUGCCGGACUCGCGUUUAUUUUACGAGGAUCACAAGUUUCACACGAACAUGCAAAUGUUGCGCAAUCGUGACGGCUUGGGUCCGCCUCUGAAGCGGGGCAUGGAACGUUUUGCGGCACGCCAAACGGGCCGGCUACCAUUUCUGCGAUCGAGCAACUUGAUGGAGCACGUGCUCACUGGCCGCCUCGAGGACAUCUCCUUCGAGGAUGUGCUCAGCCAGCCGCAGCACGAUGAGCACUUGCAUCAGCCGCACAUCAUCGUGGAGCGGGCCAUGGGCAUCUCUCUCUAGACAACUACAUACUUCAAUGCAUUCUCUGUUACAUGAACGUAAUAAUAAAAAAAAACCAACCCGUUGCAGCGACAAAAAAAAACCCUAACGUGGAAGUGCUCGACUAGCAGAUACCCUAAGUCAUAUAGAUGACUUCGGGUAUUAUUCGUUUAUAGAUAAAUUAUAAGAGUCUACUUACCAAGUUUUUUGUUCGCUAAAAGUUGACCAGUUCCUGCAUCCAAUCAAA